Messenger RNA from Anoplophora glabripennis (Asian longhorned beetle), 2111 nucleotides. Its product is annotated as protein rhomboid-like. The coding region runs from base 153 to 1103 and encodes 316 amino acids. NCBI's taxonomy places the organism in Eukaryota, Metazoa, Arthropoda, Insecta, Coleoptera, Cerambycidae. Gene Ontology annotation, cellular component: membrane. The transcript is spliced from 6 exons. Gene Ontology annotation, molecular function: serine-type endopeptidase activity. The record is from RefSeq and is a predicted model, not a curated record.
GCACGGUAUAGAGAGGUUGCGAGUUUUCACGCCGACUAGUGGUUGGGUGUUGUAUUGCUGUUUUGACAGUUGUGGUUUUUUCUCAUCCAGUGUUUUUGUUGUGGGUUUUUUGGUCGGAACGGAUUUGCUGCUUUUUAUCAGGAUUAAUAUGGAUGACAGGCAAAAGAUCGAGAAGCUUUAAAUGCGCCGUCCAUCACAGGGACCGGGAGGUUUCUUCAGAAAACGACUUCCAUCUUCUCUUGGUUGAGCCGCCAUUGUUUCGCAGGAUGGUUGCAAUUGUGGCAGACGAAUUCCUCACAGACGACAGAGACAGGAAGUACUACGCGGAUCACUACACCUGUUGCCCCCCUCCACUUUUUGUAAUAAUCAUUACGCUAGUUGAGUUGGGGUUUUUCACAUAUUACUCCGUAAGCACAGGAGAAUUAAAUCCAGCUGGUCCAGUACCAAUAGACUCUAUAUUCAUAUAUAGACCAGACAAAAGGACUGAGAUAUGGAGGUUCAUGUUGUACAUGAUGUUACAUGCAGGAUGGUUACAUCUGGGCUUCAAUCUGGUUGUCCAACUGCUGGUAGGCCUCCCCCUGGAGAUGGUCCACGGCUCCGGCCGGGUGGCCCUCAUCUACAUGGCCGGUGUGGUGGCCGGAUCACUGGGCACCUCGGUGUUCGAUCCCUACGUCUACCUCGUGGGUGCCUCGGGCGGGGUGUACGCCCUCCUUGCGGCCCACCUAGCCAACGUGCUGCUGAACUACAAUAACAUGCAGUGUGGCAUCUUAAGACUGUUUGGAAUUUUUGCAAUCGCAUCGUGUGAUGUAGGAUAUGCAGUAUAUUCGAGAUACGCCGAAGAAGUCAUGGGCCCCCCUGUGUCAUACGUGGCCCACCUAACGGGCGCUCUGGCGGGCCUAACCAUAGGCCUGUUGGUGCUGAAAAAUUUCGAGCAGAAGCUGCACGAGCAGCUCCUCUGGUGGAUAGCCCUGGGAGUGUACGCGGCCUGCACCAUUUUCGCCAUCCUCUUCAACAUCAUGAACCCCACGGAGGAUGCGGUGCUGGAGAACCAGGGGGAUGGCGUCAACAGUCAAUACGUGUUAUACAAUAGGUUUUGGGUAUAGCCCUAAUUGUUAAAUAAUUGUUCGUCUGGUUUCUGUAAAUAAGUUUAACCGUUUUUGUACUGAUUUUUCUAUGAAGGUGGAUCAUCGCGUAGUAGGAAUUUCCAUUUUGCAUUCUUGAGUAUUUUCCGGUGUAGUUUUUGUUUUUAAGAGUGAGAGAGAGUGAGGGGGAGAGAAUGCGUAAGAAAUAGUCAAGGAUACAAGCACAGUAACACUUGUAUAUAUCAUGUGUAUAUAAUUUAUAUUUAUUUGAUAUUUAUACCAAAGACUGAGAUGAAUAAAUUUUUGUAUGGUUUAUUUAUAUUAGUUUAGAAAUUGUUGUCAAUGCAUUUAGUUUACUUUGGCGCGAACGAAUCCGCAACAAAGCGCCACUCGAGUUCCUAUUUUCGUUCUAUCCCGUCCUGUGAAUAUAUUUAUAUAGCAUUUUUUUUACUCGUUUACCACUUACCACACUCCAUUUUCGCAAUAAUUCCAUACACUGUUGACAAUAAUUUCUAUUAUUUAAGUUGGAAAACCUUUGUAGUUCUUGUAGUUGGACUUGGACCGGGAAAACGUCACAUUGACGCCUCAAGGACGUCGCACGUGAGGUUAUGUAAGCGUCGACGUCGUUUUCCCGGGACGGGCUACGGGGUCUUUACUUACACAUGAAGAGUUGUAAGUAAAGGGCGCAGAUUAUGUUUCCGAGUGAUAUUAUAACUAGUCAUAAAGAUAAAAAAAAAAUAAGGAAAGCCUACCAAAGAAAGUGCUAGUUGAUAAUUAUAUUUACACGAAAACUCCACACGCAUCGCCUUACAACGGUAGACAAUUCGCACAUAUUCUGUCACAAAGAAAUUGUAUUUUUUUACACUCAGGUAGAUACACUGAUAUUGAAUUAUGAAAGUGUAAGCUGUAACUGUUUAAACCAUUACCAUUAUUCCAUUUUUGUUAUUUCCAAUUAUUUAAACAUUGUCUGUUAUGAACUGCCUAAGCAACAUUAUGAAAAACUAGAAAAUAAAAUAGUUACAUUUUAAA